Messenger RNA from Letharia columbiana, 1593 nucleotides. RefSeq lists its product as uncharacterized. Gene Ontology annotation, cellular component: nucleus. The coding region runs from base 1 to 1593 and encodes 530 amino acids. The transcript is spliced from 5 exons. The record is from RefSeq and is a predicted model, not a curated record. NCBI's taxonomy places the organism in Eukaryota, Fungi, Ascomycota, Lecanoromycetes, Lecanorales, Parmeliaceae.
AUGUCUUUGGUAACGAGAGAAAUGGCUGCUCAAAAUGGAAAAUUGAAUGGCGACUUGAAGCAAAGUGACGACCGACUCCCCAUCGAGCGUGCAGGCAAUACUCAGCUCGCGCAGCGCAAAGGCUCAUACAACAACAAGGGAGACGAGUUAUCGCGAGACUACAACCCGCCGCCCUCCUCCUACUCCGUUCCCAAACAGCAUGGAGGCCUCGACAAGAGCGCAAACGGACUGGCCGACUUCUUCAGUACCGAGGUGUUCCAGAUUGUCUUACACAAUCCCACCACUGCCCAUCGUCUUCUCAAGUUCAGUCAAGCUCGCAUGUGUGGGGAGAAUAUGGAAUUCUUGGAGAAGGUGGACCGUUACAAUGCCCUCUUGGACGAGUUGACGACCAUCAUGACCGAUAUACAUUACUCCUAUACGGCAACCGAGGCGCCCAAACAGCUAGGCAUUCAUGUGAACUUGAUGAGACGGAUGAAUGCAGACAUCAAAGCAAGCACCAUGUCAACUCUACCGUCCAUGGAAUCGAUAUUCACAGAAGCACAAGACAGCGUAGAAAGUAUCCUGAGAACUGCCGUCUACCCACGCUUCGUCAAGUAUCAGAUGACCAACAGCGCUUCCAAAGCCUUGUCUACCGACCGCAGCAAAUACCAAGGUCUUGGAGACUGCUUCUGUUUAACAGACCCGAACAAGGCUGACAAUCCCAUUGUUUAUGCAUCGGAUGGAUUCGUUUCUGUGACCGGCUACUCAAGGCCCGAAGUCGUUCCACGCAACUGCCGAUUCCUUCAGGGCAACUACACAGACCGAACCGCAACGAAGCGACUGAAGGCCUCUAUCGAGGCAAGGGAAGAGACUGUGGAGCUUUUGCUCAACUACAAAAAGACAGGAGAGCCGUUCUGGAACUUGCUUUACGUUGCGCCUUUGUUCGAUGCGGAAGGCAACUUGAAAUUCUUCAUUGGCGGUCAAAUCAAUUGCUCGACGACCAUCCGUAGCAACACCGACGUUCUGAAGAUACUCUCCAUGUCUGACGAUCCAGAAGACGACAAGGAAGCUGCUCAGUCGGUAAGAAGCAUCAAGCCAAAUAAGAGGAGCUUUUUCGGAUUCUCAAGGAAAGAGAGCGUUCCUCAGCUUCCUUCUAGCACCAAACGUGUAGAGGUGCGUGGGGACGGUAUGGAGCAGGGACUACUCAAACAAAUUGAGAAGAUGAACUUCAGGACUCAGAUGGAGGUUUUCUAUACUGCGUAUUCGAAGUACCUAGUGGUUAAAUAUGACAGCUUCGCCAUCUCGCACUACUCGCUCGGCAUUGUAGAUAUUCUGGGUAUAACCAACAGCAGCAGCCACGGCUUUGUUGGUAGCAACAUAUUCAAAUUCUUGGCACAGCACACGACAGCGUUGCCACGGGAAUACAAAUCAAAGGUGAAGGAUGCCUUGAAACACGGCCAGGCCAUCUCCGCAAGCGUAAACCUAUUCACGCUCCGAUCACUGGAACGUUCCAAAGGAGAUGACAAAUUCUUCACGCACUGGACACCUUGUAAAGAUGAGCGCGGGGUUGUUGCCUAUGCUGUGGUGACGCUGAGCUCUACCCUGUACGAGUGA